Tachyglossus aculeatus (Australian echidna) is the source of this 4068-nucleotide messenger RNA. RefSeq names its product apelin (gene APLN). Lineage: Eukaryota; Metazoa; Chordata; Mammalia; Monotremata; Tachyglossidae. Gene Ontology annotation, biological process: signal transduction. The transcript is spliced from 3 exons. The record is from RefSeq and is a predicted model, not a curated record. Gene Ontology annotation, molecular function: apelin receptor binding; hormone activity. The coding region runs from base 389 to 622 and encodes 77 amino acids.
CUCUCCCUCCUCCUCCUCCUCGCAUCUGGGUUUUGGCACCAGGGCGCGCGCGCACACACACCCCAAACGCAUACACCCACCCUCUCCAUACGAACUCACACUCUCUAAACGCAAUCACACACUCUCCAAACGCACCCACACUCCUCCAAACGCAUCCCCACUCUCCAAACGCACCCCAACCCCCCUCCCCUACUCUCUCUCUCUCUCGCUCUGUCUGUCCCACUGACUCCCACCCCUUUCUGGAUCUCCCCCCUUGCCCGGACGGCUCCUCAUUCAUUCAGUCGUAUUUAUUGAGCGCUUACUGUGUGCGGAGCAUUGGACUAAGCGCUUGCAGCCCAGCUCCGGGCCCCGGUCCCAGGCUUCCCCGCCCCCCAGCAGCGGGAGGAACAUGAAUCCGCGGCUCUGGAUGCUGGCUGUCCUCCUGCUCUGGGUCACCUUGACCGCAGUCUGUGGAGGACCACUGCCCGAGGCUUCUGAUGGAAGAGAACUGGAGGAGGGGCACAUCCGCCACCUGGUGCAACCAAAGACCAUGAGGAACGGCGCGGGGCCCCGGCAGGGGGGCCGGAGGAAGUUCCGCCGACCCAGACCCCGGCUCUCGCACAAGGGGCCGAUGCCUUUCUGAGCAGGACCAGUGAGGGGAUAAGGAUCUGCCCCACCCCACCAUCCACGUCUUUGUUUGAUGGACUGAUCCGCUUGUCUUCAGGUCCUGAGUUUGGGGCUCGUUCCUGCUGAUGUCUCCAGGCUGUUCCCACCUGCCAACCUCCCCAUGUAGCUGCCCAAGACAGAGUGAUCCUGCGUCUGGUUCGGCUUUCCUGAAUCUGACCUCUAGGCCUUCUCCCUGCCUUCAUCCUUCCCUGUUUUCCAUCUUCCCCAUCCUGCUCCGGCCUCCUCCCGCAAUCCCCUCUUCACUAUGUGUCCCUGCCUCCCACCAACCCCAGUUUGAGAAGUUGUCUCUCAGCACCAUGUAUCCCGAAGCAGCUGUGUCUUUUGUCUCCCCGGAUUCUCCCCUCAAAAGUCCCUGAGCUUGCUUGGGUCAGAUCAACUAGUGGAGAUGGGGCUGGAGGGGGAAUCCAGGCCUCAGAAGACUGCUUGCUUGGGGAAGGAAUUGCUGUAUAGGGAGCCUCUGGGAUCCCUUGGGGGGGAAUUGGGUGGGGAAGCUGUGCCUUGGGGUGAAGACUCUGUCUCAAUUGAUUGGGUUAAUUAAUUUGGUGGGGGCGGUGGUGUUAGCUCUAUUGGGAAAAGCCGCUGACGUGAAGAGUCUACCUAUCCUUGGUGUCUGGCCAAAGCCUCGGAUCUCUCUCCUCAGGGUGUGAGGUGGGGACAGCCAAAAGAACAGCUGUGUCCUUGCUCAGCUGAGGGUGAGGGGUGUGAUGAGGGGGUGAGAACGCAGCUUGAACAAGAAGCACUUUGUCAUAUGGGGCUGUUCCUCUUUGGGGGAAAUGCCCCUGUCUCCCCUUGCCUUUAUGUUGUAUGUUUCCUCCUCCCCUCUCCCUUUUAGAAAUUUAAAAAAGAUAAGAGAUAUAUAUAUAAGUACAUACGUAUAUAUAGAAAGUCAAAGGAAGUUAUUUUUGUUAAGAUAAUGGAUUUUGGGGGUGUUUAUUUAUUCUCUAGGUGCUGAAACCUCCAAAGCUCUUGGAUUUAAAAGUUUGGAAAACUGAAAUUCCUUCUCUCAGCCAUCUGGAGUGGCCCAGUCCCUAGUCUUGUCUCAUCCUCCUUCUCCAAGCCAAACCCACGAUUGUGGGCACCUGGGGUGUCCGGAGAGGCUGCAGUCCCAGAAUUCUCUCUCGGGUUUUCCCUGUGCCAAAGGACAUGUUACAGGGCAGAAGUCUUCCAGGUGAUGCCCAUUCCCCCAUGAGGUCUAUUUUGGAGACUUGGCAGGGAGGAUGUGUGCUUAUCCCUGACCUUUCUUGAGGCAAGAAACCAGACAUCAUGGCAGAAUCUGGCCCCAUCCCCUGCCCUGCCCAGGUACCAGUGCCAGGGAGGAGGUGGCAGGUGAUCACAGAAAAUCUUAUUAUUUCCAUCUCUGAUGGGGAUCCAGGGUGGACAUGGAAGAUUUGUAUUCUCUGAUGCCAAGAGACAGUCACAAGGUGCGUCAAAGAACGUGCCCUUCUUUUCAAUUAUCCCAGGACCAGGCCCUCACUCCAAAGUCUCCUGGUCUGUGCCCUUCACCCCGGCCAGCCCCAGGUUCAGGGUCUACUCCUCAGUGGCACAGCAUUUCAUAUAUUUGGUGCUUUCGUGUUAUAUUUUAUAGCCAUUCAGUAUACCUUCAUAACCCGCUGGGUGUAUUCAGUAUACCAGCCUAGCAUACCUGCGUAACUCCCUGUGACUUGUCAGUAUUCCGUUCCCCAACCAUGUGAUGGCCUAUUAUUACAGGUAUUUGACAGUACAACCAAAUCAGAUAGUUUGAAAAAGGGGUGAGAGCUUUUUAACUCAAAGGAAGAAUGAUGUUUUUUAAUGUUUUUUUUUUUUUAAGGGCCAAGAGAGAGCUUUAAAUGCUUUGACCUAGUGACCUCUUCUUCCCAUUUCUGGCUUAAGUGGCCACUAGCAUUUAAACCUGAUGCAACCAAAACAACUUUGGGAGCUUCGAUUUGCCUGUCCCAGCAGCUAGCCCCUCAUGGCCCAUCUCCUUGAAACUGCCGGCCUCCCAGCACAGUGGAGUGGAAAUGCUAUGGUGAGAGCCACUACCACUUUGACAGACUUAGCUUUGUUGUCCCGGUCCCUGAUUUUUGAUUUGGUUGAUGGAUGUGUUGGGUGGGAGGUUAGGGAGAGGGGAGAAGUGGGCUGGGUUGGCUGUUCCAUAAAGCAGCAAGAAGCCCCUUGUUUCUUCUCUGCAGCGUCCCCUUCCUCAAGAUCACUGGGAAAGAGGUCUUGGGGAGUGGGAAAUUUCAGCUGACUGCAAUGGGGUUUUAUGACAAGGUUUAGGAUUGAGGUAGGGGGGCUAGCCAGAGGACUGGGAGCUUAGUGACCCCAACAGAUUUGGGGGGCAGAUUCACGGGAAUGAUACUGAGCCCUAAGAUCAUAGGUUGAUUAAUCAGUGGUGUUUGUUGAGUGCUUGUGGUGUGCAGAGCACUGCUGAGUACUUGGAAGAAUACAACCAAGUUGGUAGACAAGAUGCCUGCCCUCAAGGACCUUAAUUUAGAUCCUAUGGAGUUUGGCAUAUUGGGAAAGGGGGCUGGGUUUUAUUGAUUGAAGUAGAGCCUGAAAUUGGGGGGCUCAGGUUCCAGAGCCUCAUGGAUCUGACCAGUAGCUACCCCAACAGCUGUGAAACAAACCAAGGUUUUCCCUGUGCUCAGGCUGCCUCCCAGUUGGCCACCAUUUUCCCACCCAGUUGAGGAGACAGCCCCGGGAUUUCCAAUUUUGCUGGGUGCUGGGGAAGCUGAGUGAACCAGGAGAACUGAGGGUCUGGAACAGGAGACAGGUUGGAGAACACUUUCCCAUGGUGCAAUCUCCUGGCUGGCUGCCAACUACCAGAGGGGGCAACUCUGCCCUGACCCUGGGGUUGCCCACCUGGAUGUGUCCAGCCAGCUAGAGGGUUUGUAUGUCGAGGCACACACCCCUUCUCACUGCAACCAUGCCCUUCACUCCUUGGGAUGUUUUGUAGCAUGACCCUGCCCAGAGUGGCAGCAGGGGGAUCUGGGCAGGUUCGGUGAAGUGGUAUAGUAGGGACUGGGUCAUCAAUGUCACUGAGUCAGAGUCUAGGGAUUGCCUGGUUCUCCUUAGGUUCUGAGCCUUGUCAUUGGCUUUGGGCUAUUCCCUGCUUGGCGGCCCUGGCAGCAGCUGCUUUCUGAAGCUAAAUCUGGGUGCUAUCCCUCUAGAUUGCAAACUCACUGUGGGCAGGGAAUGUCUGUUUGUUAUAUUGUACUCUUCCAAGCACUUAGUACGGAGCUCUGCACGCAGUAAGCGGUCAAAUAUGAUUGACUAUUUCACCUCCCUCAGGGUUCCGUGAAGAGAGUUUCUUUGCCCUGGAUUUCUGUGUCCUCAAGUUCCCCAAGUUGGGGGCAGGGGGAGAAGCCAGAGCUAUAGAGGGAUCCCUUCAGAACCACUUCCCCCAGUUGGCUUGUGUGUCCU